AUGUCAGAUACCAAAGAUCAGGUUGCCGUGCAAACGGCCGUCAGCCCCAACGACGAAGGGCCGUCGUCUGAGUCUGCCAAGCAGUAUACCUCCGUGACCGUCAAUGCGAACAACCAAGAUACGGACUCCGGUUCUGAGGUGCCCGCCGAUCAACUCGAUCAGCAGAAAAAUGGUCGCUUUGCCUUUCUCAGGACUAAGGAAUUUUACAUCAUCCUGGUUCUUGGUCAGGUGCUUGCGAUCACGAACACGGCCACCAGUACCUUCAGCACCCUUCUCUCGGACGAGGGAACUUCGAUCCCGGCUUUCCAGACCUUCUUCAACUAUGUGUUGCUGAACAUUAUCUUCACGCCGUAUACGAUGUACCGGUACGGCUUCAAGGGUUGGGGCAAAAUGGUGUUGCGCAACGGCUGGAAAUAUAUUAUAUUGGCUUUCUGCGACGUGGAGGGCAACUACUUCAUCGUGCUGGCUUACCGUUAUACAACCAUGCUGAGCGCCCAGCUGAUCAACUUCUGGGCCAUCGCCGUCGUCGUUGUCAUUUCCUUCCUCUUUCUGCGCGUCCGGUAUCACAUCACACAGGUCCUUGGUAUUCUGAUCUGUAUCGGCGGCAUGGGCGUUCUGAUCGGUUCCGACCACCUCACCGGCACCAACGGCGGGGACAUCUCGCGCGGCGACCAGAUCAAAGGCGACCUCUUUGCCCUGCUGGGUGCCACCUUCUACGGUCUCGCCAACACCGGUGAGGAAUACUUUGUCAGCAUGCAGCCCGUGUACGAAGUCCUGGGCCAGAUGGCCUUCUGGGGCAUGAUCAUCAACGGUGCCCAGGCUGGUAUUUUUGACCGGCACUCUUUCAAAAUCGCCGUCUGGAACGGCAAGGUCGGCGGGUACCUGACCGGAUACACGCUGUGUCUCACUCUCUUUUACUGCAUGGCGCCGCUCCUGUUCCGUCUGUCGUCGGCUGCUUUCUUCAACAUCUCCAUGUUGACCAUGAACUUCUGGGGUGUCAUCAUCGGCGUUAAGGUCUUCCACUACAACAUCCACUACCUGUACCCCAUCGCCUUCGUGCUCAUCAUCCUCGGCCAGCUCAUCUACUUCCUGGGCCGCAGGGUGCUCGGCGAGGCGCGAAAGCCCUGGCUCGGUCGGAACCAGGAACGCGGCGUCUCCGGCUUCGCCACCGCGAAGAAGAAGAUCGACAACACCGUCGCCUCUUCUCAUCAUCCUAAUUCCACCGCUCAUGACGAUCCCGCGGCUGCGGUAGAUAACGACCCUCGACGAACCAAUACCAGUGUCGUUUAG
Aspergillus melleus is the source of this 1290-nucleotide messenger RNA. Its product is annotated as DUF914 domain membrane protein. The transcript has 3 exons. Gene Ontology annotation, biological process: transmembrane transport. Gene Ontology annotation, cellular component: membrane. The coding region runs from base 1 to 1290 and encodes 429 amino acids. Gene Ontology annotation, molecular function: transmembrane transporter activity. NCBI's taxonomy places the organism in Eukaryota, Fungi, Ascomycota, Eurotiomycetes, Eurotiales, Aspergillaceae. The record is from RefSeq and is a predicted model, not a curated record.